Messenger RNA from Pseudocercospora fijiensis CIRAD86, 690 nucleotides. RefSeq lists its product as uncharacterized. The record is from RefSeq and is a predicted model, not a curated record. The transcript has 3 exons. The coding region runs from base 1 to 690 and encodes 229 amino acids. NCBI's taxonomy places the organism in Eukaryota, Fungi, Ascomycota, Dothideomycetes, Mycosphaerellales, Mycosphaerellaceae.
AUGGCCCACGAGAUUUGCUUGGACGAGGAGGGCGAUGUCAUCCUCAAAGUCGACCGCAAGGAUCCCUUCCACCUCCGCGUCUCGUCAAAGAAUCUCAUGCGUGCAUCACCCGUAUUUGCAGCACUCUUGGGACCUCAAUUCCGCGAGGGCCAGGCGAAGCGCUCAUCGCAAGACCCACUCGAAGUGGCUUUGCCAGAAGAUGACGGCAAUGCCAUGUCCAUGAUCUGUCAGCAGCUACACCCGGGCCAUAAGCUACCUUCAGGUCCAGCAGCGAAGAUGGAUGUGGCGACUAUCCUGGACUACGCCGUUCUUGUAGAUAAGUACGCACUUGUCUCCUUCUUGCGCCUGCAGGCCGAAGCCAUCCUACUAUCUUGGCUUGUCAACGAAAAUAACGCCAUCAGAGGCUUCGACUGCUUCCUCAAAAUCAUCGCUGCCAGCUAUCUUUUGGAGCAGAAACAAGCAUUCAAGAUGGCCACUAAGCAUGCCAUGAACAUGACGUGUCUGGCGGCUUCACGUCAGCACGCACAUUGCUGGACUCUCCUUCCAAGCAGCGUUGUUGUCGUGAUCGCGCAGCGCAUGGCCCUGAGGUACAUGGGCGCAUCAUUUUUGCCUCCCGGAGGCUUGUGUUUGACCUGCGUUCAAGAGCACGCCGACAUGAGCAUAGCUUGCAAGGGACACAAGGAGAACUGA